AUGGAUCUGCAUUGGAUGAGGGAGGCUCUGAUCAUGGCAGAUGAAGCCUUCGAUGCGCAGGAAGUGCCCAUUGGAAGCAUCUUUGUCAGAGAGGGGAAAGUGAUUGCGAGAGCUAGGAAUCGGACGAACGAGCUGAUGAAUGCCACCCGGCACGCCGAACUCGAGGCCAUCGACUACAUUCUCUCACUCUACCCGCCUUCUUCUCCUUCAUUUGCAACGCACCCUCAUCGCUCCCUCACCGACAAUCCGUUCAAAGAGACGACGCUAUACGUGACCGUAGAGCCUUGCAUCAUGUGUUCAAGUGCGCUCAGACAGGUCGGCAUCAAGCGAGUCGUCUUUGGAGCUGGCAAUGAGCGAUUUGGAGGAUGCGGAAGCGUAGUCGGCUGUCACAAGGACCCUGCACUGGUCAACUCACCGCCAUUCGUGGCCGUUGGAGGCUACUACCGCGAAGAAGCCAUCAUGCUAUUGAGGAAAUUCUACCUCACCGAGAACGUCAAUGCGCCGAAUCCUAAAUCGAAAGCCAAUCGGAUCCUCAAGACGAAGUUCCAACGUAAGUCCAGUGCAACAACUUGGCAUUGUCCCUUGCAAGAAUAA
Molecule: messenger RNA, 594 nt
Organism: Ceraceosorus guamensis
Lineage: Eukaryota; Fungi; Basidiomycota; Exobasidiomycetes; Ceraceosorales; Ceraceosoraceae
Product: tRNA specific adenosine deaminase
Exons: 4
Coding region: 1-594 (197 amino acids)
Biological process (GO): tRNA wobble adenosine to inosine editing
Cellular component (GO): cytoplasm; nucleus
Molecular function (GO): tRNA-specific adenosine-34 deaminase activity
Source: RefSeq, a predicted model, not a curated record